Pomacea canaliculata is the source of this 4823-nucleotide messenger RNA. Its product is annotated as transmembrane protein 41B-like. Gene Ontology annotation, cellular component: endoplasmic reticulum membrane. The transcript is spliced from 7 exons. Bases 40 to 1029 code for a protein of 329 amino acids. Lineage: Eukaryota; Metazoa; Mollusca; Gastropoda; Architaenioglossa; Ampullariidae. The record is from RefSeq and is a predicted model, not a curated record.
CUUUCCUAGCUCUGCCUGUGUUGAUGGUGGCUGUUGAGUAUGGCAGGUAGGACACCGGCACGUUCAUCAGGAGCAAACUUUGCAGGUAGCCUCCCACCUAGUCCAUUAGGGGCUACUCCACGCCCCCCUCUGAGACAAGUGUAUCCCAAACUACCUCAGGGCUCAUUUGUGUCCGAGUAUGAAAUAAAUUCCAGUACUGAUGGUGAUUAUGUUCAAGUGACGCAUACGUCCAAAACCAGUUAUUCAACAAGUGAGCAGCAAGACCCGAUGCUUGUCCCGCUCUCCUCUGAUUCUGGCAGCAGCACCAAGUCCUUGAUCAUACUCGGACUCAUUUUUGUGACAUCUUUGCUAGCCCUGGGCGUAGUAUACCUGGGGUUUCCUAAAUUAGACCCAAAUGAAUAUCAAUAUAUCAAGGUACCACGGGACAUUGAGGAUGCAAAAAACCUGGGCCGAGUUUUAUAUCGUUACAAAGACAAGUACUUUUACCAAGUUUUAGGUGGCUAUUUUAUAACAUAUAUAUUUUUACAGACCUUUGCUAUCCCAGGUUCUAUAUUCCUUAGCAUAAUCUCUGGCUUCUUAUAUCCUUUUGCCUUAGCUUUGCCGCUUGUGUGUUUGUGUUCUGGACUUGGGGCCUCCUUCUGUUACCUCUUGUCCUUCAUGGUAGGCAGACGCAUUGUAAACAAGUACAUACCUCAAAAAGUGGCCGAGUGGCAGCUACAUGUGGAACGUCACAGAGAACAUAUUUUCAACUAUAUUAUCUUUCUGCGAAUCACACCUUUCCUUCCAAAUUGGUUCAUCAACAUCGCCUCUCCAGUCAUCAACGUCCCACUGUUUCCCUUUUUCCUGGGAACUGUUCUAGGAGUAGCACCACCUUCAUUUGUCGCCAUCCAGGCAGGUACAACUUUACACCAACUGACCUCUUCUGGUGAUGCAGUGUCAUGGACAUCAGUUGCGGUUCUCGGAUUGUUUGCCUUGAUCUCUUUGCUUCCUGUUGUUUUCAAACGGCAAUUACGAGAAAAGUUUGAUUAGGCUAAUUCCUGCACAAGUGAAGAACUGUAUUAAGAAAGGUUAACUUAAAUGUGGUAAGGGAUGCUGAUUGUUUAUUUUUUAUUUUAAGUUUGUGUCAGUUUGGCUUGUUUAUUAUAAUGGAAGAAAGAGGUCUAUGUGGCAAUAAGGCAGUAGCAUGUGGUGCAGCAAGAUUUAGGGCACAGAUUGUUUCUCAAGAGCUUUUACAUUGCUUGUCCAGGGCUCAUACUCAUGAAGCACAUUUAGUCAACUGGUCACUGGCUGCUUGCAGAUAGUGGCUAAAACAACGUAUUUAUGGACAAAGGGUAGACCUACAUAAGUCAUUUUACAAGCUGACAAUUUAUCAAAGGAGCCCUCUUCUGAUAACUUUCUCCUAUGUUGAUUAAAUAUGGUAGAGAUCAUGGUUGAUUUAGUUUACUUAACACAGAAGUUUUCUAUAACUCAUAAACUGCACAUAAAAUGUAAUAGUACCCAACUGUUAGGUACCUAGCAUUUUUAUUGAAUUCAUAAUCUGAGGGUAAUAGAGAAAGCAUGAAAUUUGAAACUCAGCAUUGUAAUUGACGGUGUUUUUUACUUUUCUUUAUCGUUGGUGGUUUUUUUGCCUCUUGGGAAGUUCUCCGCUGUUAGUCUCUGUGAGCCUAAACGCUUUGUACACGCCUGCCUUGUUUUAGUAGCUUAUCUGAAAUGUGAAUAAACCGGAAGCUUUCUACACACCUGCCUCAUUUUAGUGCAACUUGAAUUUUUUUCCUGUCAGAUCUUUUGAUGGAUGAAGGCAAAAACAAUUCUAAAUGUUCCUUGGAUUUGACAUGUGGGUUGUUGACAAAUGUAAGAAGUGAAACAUCUGAUCUGGCUGUAGGCCUGGUUCAUAGCAUUUCCUGGCUUUAUGCAAGUCUGUACUUUACUUGCUCUAUUCUGUGGUAGUGAUGUCUUAAAGUACUAUUAGAGGCUUCUUCUUUAACUUGGGUCAGUUUGCUUGUUGUAAGUUAAUGUUUUUUUAAUAGUGCUAUGAUCUUGUAGAAUCAGUAAUGUAUCAUUAAAUAUUUGACCAAUCUGGUGGACCAAACAGGUGCACUUAGAAGCAGUCUGGCUUCCCACUUGUUGGGGUGUUUUGCAAUCUUUAUGUUUAUCAUGCAAUUGUUCCUUUGUCAAUUUUUGCUACAGCUACCCUUAGAAUGUCUCUGGAAAUACAAGUCCAUAGUCAUUACUUUGCGUUACCCUGAACAUACAGUUUAAUUUCCAUUAUUGCAUCUUCACAUGAAUGUGACCUGCAGAGCUUGAGUGUGCACUGAACGCAGAAAUGUUCAUCUAGAAGAGUCAGCCUGUACAAAGUUUGAAAACUGAAAUAUUUAAAUUUCUCUGACUAAGGCGUGUGAACAUGUGCUAGCAUAGAUGUUUGAAUGCCAUAUCUCAGCUUUGAGGCAGAAGAGAGUGGAGAAAACCAUAUUUUUUGAUGAGCUGUCUGUGUCUGUCAAGCUGUGUGACUUCUUGCACUGAACCCUCUGUAUGCUGGGAAGUUUUGACAUUACAGUGCAUGAUCUGUUCUGUUAGAUUGGUCUGUCAUAAAGUUGUAAAAAUGGUUGCUGUCAUAACUGUUGCAGAUUGCUCUGUCAUGACAGUUAAUACUUUGCUGUUAGAAUGUUCUGUCAUAACAGCUGAUGAUUUGUUCUGCUAGAAAAAUGUCAGGGAAGUUAAUGAUGACUUGUUCUGCUAUAUAGUUUGUCAUAAAACUUUAUUCUACAUGAAAACUAAAGACAUUCUAACUCUGUUUGCUUGGUUUGUCAGGGGUUCACAGCUGUCAACCAUUGUCAUGAGAAGUGUUAAUGACCUUCAUCAUAGCUGAUAUCUUCGUUUUGAGUUUUGACUUUCAUCAAUCAGCAUUUGCUGUUUAGUUUCAGCUUUCACCACAGCUGCAUUUACCAUUUUCACAUGGAGUUUUGAUUUCCACCACAGCUGCAUUUACCAUUUUCACGUGGAGUUUUGAGUUUCAUCAUAGCUUCAUUAACCAUCUUCAUGUGGAGUGUUGAUGACCUUCCCAGUUACCCAAGGCAGCUAGUCAAGUUCUUAUCCACAAUGCUCAGUUCUCUCCUGUUGGCCACCAUUGUUGUAGCUUAUUUGCUGGCUAUGUGGCGAGUUGUCUUUGGCAGUGUGAAAAAUUCUGUUAGUGGUAUUAUCUUUGCCUCCAGCUUUUUGACAUCAGCUUUUCAUCAUAUAUUUCUAGACUUGUUGCAUUCAGACUGUUAGUGGAAAAAACUUAUCUUUGGCACAGUUGGUGUUUCACCUUCUAAUCAUCAUGGUGAUCACUGGUUUGAAAAAUGUGCUGUGACCUCGCACUGAUGUUGUAUAGCCAUUUGGGAAAUGUGGAGAUCAAAAUUCUGCCCCUGACAAGGUAGAAUAGUGAUGUUAUCUUGGAGGCUUCUCACAAAAAACUGUCUGACCAUGUUUCGAAAGCAUCAGAUGUUCUCUGUCCUCACAUGUAUUUGUGAGUUGUCUUUGUGCACUUUAGAAUGCAGUGGGAGUGGUCAUUUACGAUAGAUUGAGAACUGAUGAUAUGAAACAUUGAGUUGUGGCAGUUAGGUACAUGUAGAUGUGAGACGCUGUGGGGUGAGCAGCUGGGACAUGGGAACUAAAGUCUGUGGGCUGGCAAUAGAAACACAAGUAUAGCAGCAAGUUGCAUGGCAGAUUUGCAGGGUGCUGGCUGGCAUUUGAAAUAAGUUUCUUUGAUCUUUGCCACAUUUUUUACAUCACUUGAUGGUAUGCGGGCCUCUUCAUUGCUGCAUGUAAAAAUAUUCUUGGUUGUUACAAAUGUUAAUAUUUCCCCCUUGAUUCUUGAUGUGAGCUACUAUUUGUUUCAUUGAUAUAGAUUCUUGAUGUGAGUUACAGUAUGUUUUAUUGAUACAGAUUUCCCAGUUGCUGUUUCUCCACCACCAGGUUAUUCUGUAAUAGUUGAUAUGGCAUAGACUGUAUCUGGACAUAUUUGUCACAUCAAGUAACAUUAACUUCUUGGUGCAUCUGUUAGCAUGUGUUUCUGUCAAAUACCUGGCAAAGCAUAUUUUUAAUAUCAAUUGUCAUGCCAAACAUCUGGAUAUUUUGAUUCCUAUGUUUUAACAUUAUUUUUUGUUUAUGCUGAAUAUUAGCACUUUAAAAAAUUGAAUUUUUUGCCACACAAAUGCAACUCAUGUGAGCCUGACAUUGUAGCAUACAAGCAAAUAGAAUUGUACUUUCAUGACCCUUGCAGAGAAAUGUAUCAACCUGGUUCUCAGAUAAUGGCAAUUAUAGUUAUAUUGAACAUGUCCUUCGUUCAGAUGAAUGUAGCCUACAUACAUCUUAUGAAUGCAGUGGUUACAGUCAUCUAACCUUUCAUCCACAUUCAUAGAGUUGCAAUUAAUUAUGCAGAAAAAAUAGUUAUCCAAGAAGGGUAAGUUUCCAAGUUGAAUAAGCUUUUAUCAUUACUCCUUACACCAAUCAACAUAGUUGUCAGUAGUUGUGAUUAUGGUCAUUUGGGCACCUGCUGGUCUUCCUCUGUAGAUUUAUGCAUCCUUGCGGUUUCCCAAUUCCUCUUUGUCUUCUAUGCUUGUCUUUUAUUAUGUUAGCAUAGUUGUUUCUCCUUCCAUCCUUCAUAUUCUGUCCAUGUCUUAACCGCUGAGAGCAUACUCCUUUGUGAGCCUGAUUAUGUACUAAAUAAAUCACACUUUAUUAUUAUCAACUUGUAAUGUAUCAUCUUUGCCUUGCCUUUGUAGACUUGCUUUAAAUUCCAUUGUCUCUCCACUUGGCAAUACAGUCUGGUGUAUAUUAAGCAA